GUAACUAGCCUUUGUAAAUGCACAACGUUCCGGAAAAAAAGGAGGAGUAAAACAGUCGUAGGGUUCCUUAAAAAAGCAAGAUGGCGACCUCCAUGGUUCACCUUUGUCGGUCUAAUUUUCUGAGAAUCCCUUGCCUUUGUUCACAAACAGCGCGGAGUUUCUUCACAAUGAAUGGGGCGCUUUGCUUCAGAGCAACGCAGCUUUUGUACGCUGAGCCUCCAAAGAAGAAGAAGAGGGUGGACCCCAAGCAGGAGAUGAUGAGGCAGCAGAGGAUACUGAAACGCAUGAAGAAGAUCCAGUUUAAGAUGGGGGACCCGGAACUCAAACCCAUAGAGGAGUUCAGGACGGACAAGAAGCUCCUCCUGGAUGACAAAAGAAAGCGAGACACCCCGGCCCUGACCUACGAGGAACAGGAGCGACGGGCCCUCCUACAGAAGGACUGGGCGCGGCACAAGUUCCAGGAGCACGUGACCGAGACCAACCUGAUCCAAGCCCUCCUGAGGUCCCAGGAGAAGGCGCUGAAGGAGCUGAGGGCAGAGUCCGAGGAGCUGUACCAGCAGGCCAUCCAGGCAGACAGCAACCUGUUCCCGUUUGAGGUCAAAGGGCCGGUCUACACGCCGCCGAUACCGGGCUACGCCAAAGACAGCCCCGACGGGGAAUACGUGGACAUUUCUAAACAGUAUAAGUGAGCUGGAGCGAACACUGCAGAGUUUGUAGUCAAGUCGGUCACACGUCAUUCACAAGUCAAGUAUCAAGCUUUUCAAAUGAAUUGUGACUUCCUAUGUGUCUGUGUUCAUCCCCUGUUGCUUGUCAUCUAACGAUUGGAUGUGAACAUGAAUAAGUCACAAACUGAGUCGCAGCGUUGUGCGUACUUUGAGGAGACAUUCCUGGAAGCCAUGUACGUAGGACCAUCCAUUAUCAAAUAAUUGAGUUUCAGAUUAUUCGAAGCUAGGUUUGACCAACUAUUCAAAUAUUGGAAACUCACCGAUCAAGUUUUAUACGUGCCAGCUGCAAAUGUGUGCCAUGCCAGGCAAAAUUUAUACACAAAGCACUCCAGUUAAAAUGUAUGUGCAGCGAUUGUUAUUAUGGAUUGUGAUCGACAUUUUCAUGUGCCUGUUCCAGUAUCAAGAUUACCAUGUGUACAUUGACAUAUUUUUAAGGAAUUGACUUGCUGCUGUAUUAAAAAAAAAGUGGCGUCUGGCAAUAAAGCAUCACAACUUUAUUGUU
Molecule: messenger RNA, 1227 nt
Organism: Patiria miniata (bat star)
Lineage: Eukaryota; Metazoa; Echinodermata; Asteroidea; Valvatida; Asterinidae
Product: 39S ribosomal protein L40, mitochondrial-like
Exons: 4
Coding region: 81-689 (202 amino acids)
Cellular component (GO): mitochondrial large ribosomal subunit; mitochondrial ribosome
Source: RefSeq, a predicted model, not a curated record